This is a messenger RNA of Dermacentor albipictus, 704 nucleotides long. RefSeq lists its product as uncharacterized. The record is from RefSeq and is a predicted model, not a curated record. Lineage: Eukaryota; Metazoa; Arthropoda; Arachnida; Ixodida; Ixodidae.
GACCGAAGAAGUAAACGUAGGCUAAGUGUUCCAGAACGGUUGCUGAUCAAACCGAUCACUGCAAACGCCAUGUUCUUCGGAUCAUGUUGUCAGAUGCCCAGCGUGGGCUUUGUUGUCUUCAUCUACGGGGUGGCCAAUUUCCUGGCAUUGGUCGGCGAGACUACGUACAGUCUAGCAACCAUUUCAGAAAUCCCAAAAUCUGACCACUAUCCGGAGUACUUCAGGGCUGUUAUCAACGGCACCGUGCGCGUGAUCACGAUGUCGAUGUGCACCUGGUGGAUCCUGUCAGCCAACCAGGCUCGGACCAGAGGCAUGAAGGUUGCCUUCGCGUGGAUUCUUAUCCGCGCUGUAGGCAACGUGGUGUACGUGUACGGAUGCGUACUCUACGAGACAGUCAUCAUGCCCGAGAACUUGAUGUCCUUCCUGGGUGCAGCAGAUACGUUUUCACACAGUACAAGAAUAGCCAGCGCGACAGCCUGGCUCCUUGGUGAGGCGUUCGUGCUGUCUAGGAUGCACGCGUUCUACUGCCUGUCAACGGCACCGGAUCACUGGCGGGCCCAUGAGAAGAAACAGGCAGCGCCUGCCGUUGUGCACGCCCAAUGAUCCCCUCCCGCCUUCCCGCCCUUCCAUCUCCGACUCCCGUCUUCCCGCGGGGGCAUUGUUUCUAGACAUUGUUCAAUAAACUCAAGCAUGUCUGUGAUAUC